AUGGACUGGAGGAUGUGGUUUGAGGCUGGAACUCCCGCAAUUGGAGAAGCCAUAGUAGGUCUUGGAGCACCAGUGGAUUACUUAUCAGGAAUUGCUCCUUCCCCAACUGUUCGAAUAGCUGCUCUUUGUGCAUUCAACGUUGAUUUUUCUGCAUUCAACGUUGAUGGCAACGCAACAGAUAUUGCCAUUUACCUUGAUAGCCAACACGGUGUGGCGGUCCAAUCAGGUAAUCAUUGUGCUCAACCUCUACAUCGCCAUCUAGAUGUAAAUUCAAGUGCACGUGCUAGUCUAUAUUUCUACAACACCAAAGAAGAUGUUGAUACCUUCAUAGAGGCGUUGAAAGAUGCUAUUAACUUUUUCAAGCAAGGGGGAAAGCAAUGGAGCUAA
This is a messenger RNA of Papaver somniferum (opium poppy), 387 nucleotides long. Its product is annotated as cysteine desulfurase 1, chloroplastic-like. The record is from RefSeq and is a predicted model, not a curated record. NCBI's taxonomy places the organism in Eukaryota, Viridiplantae, Streptophyta, Magnoliopsida, Ranunculales, Papaveraceae. The coding region runs from base 1 to 387 and encodes 128 amino acids. The transcript is spliced from 3 exons.